UCUCGCGCGCGCACACAGAAGAUCAGAACUUUGAGUCCAGUUCUCCCGGCCCCACGCGAGGACCUCCGCGAUGGUUCUGGGCGGGAAGGAGGGAGUCUGAGGAUCCGGUCCACCACCGACCCCCCUACCCCCCACCCCCACCCCUCCUUCGCCUUCAUCGGUCCAUCAUGUUCCAGCAGCUCGGAACCAACAAGAAAUGUUUCAGCAUCGAGGCUCUGGUCGGGAAGGACGCCGCCGGUUCCGAAGAGCCCAUCCGGCCCACGGCGCUCCGUUUCCCCGAGUCCAUGCACCCAGCCGCCGCCGCCGCCGCAGUGGGGGUUCUAGGCUCCUGCGGGCGGACUUUGUACGCGAGCGGAUCGGAGCUGCUGCUCCGGGAGCCCGGGACGCACGCGCCAGUUCCCGGUGGGCUUCACAUCCACGCGUUGCACGUGGGCCCGCAGAACCUGUUCGGGCGUCCUCAUCAAAACCCGCUCGGCCUUUUCCCGCCGUGGAUCCUUCGGAACCGGUACUUCCAAGGUGACGAUGGCGGUGGUGGUGGCGGCGGCGUCGGCGGCGCGGAGAACCUGCUGCUACACGCGCCGUUUUCCAGGAAACCCAAAAGGAUCCGCACGGCCUUCUCGCCCUCACAGCUGCUGCGUCUGGAACGAGCCUUCGAGAAGAACCACUACGUGGUUGGCGCCGAGAGGAAGCAGCUGGCCGGCGGACUCUGCCUGACGGAGACUCAGGUUAAGGUGUGGUUCCAGAACCGGAGAACCAAACACAAACGUCAGAAGUUGGAGGAGGAGUCAGCUGAGACGCAGCACAAAAGGUCAAAGGCUAGCCAGCACGUCAACCGAUGGCGAGUGGCCACGCAGCAGGCGGCCUGCGAAGUUGUCGACGUCGUCAGCGACGACUAAACCACGCACACGCGCACGCUCGCCAACCAGCGGUUUGGGGACAAACAAUGCCGCGGGAAAAUCUACGCGGCUAAUGCUAAUCUAUAAAACAUACGUGCUGUUUGACAUGAAGGAGAAAUUCCGUCUUUCAAAGUGGCUCUUGAACGCAACGCCAGGCUAGUGUUAGCUAGCUAGUGUUAGCCUCAAAGAUUUUUUUUCACAUUAAGCGGCACGAAAAAUCUUCUUUGUAGCGCACAAAUUGUAAACACGUUCUUAAACACGUGAAAAGAAGACGUUUACUCAUGCUAACGCUAACACACACACACACACACACACUGCAGGACUUCCAUGAAGUGAAGCAAAAGUUGAGAAAAAUGUUAUUUUUUUUGCAUGUUGUGAAGUUGAAAAUGUGCCAAGACAAAAACUUAAUGAAAUAAAAAUGUUAAGUAUGAAACCUUUUCUAUCAAGGCAAUAACUGAAGGCAUCAAUCAAUCAAUCAAUCAAUCAAUCAAUCAAUCAAUGGCUGACCAGUACUUUUUUAUUUAUGUAAACAAAGUAUUCUAUGCAUCUUUAAUAAUCUUGUUUUGUUCGCUUCCGUUGUCUUCGUCAUCUCAAGUAGCUCUUCCUCGUCCUCCUCUUCCUCCUUGUAGAUCACAUGCUCUCGGUGGUCUUGCUCCGAAAGGGGGCGGAGACAACUUUGUACUUCCUGUGCUGAGGUUUGAAAGGAAAUAAAAAAAGAAGUUUGCAUA
This is a messenger RNA of Doryrhamphus excisus (bluestripe pipefish), 1624 nucleotides long. RefSeq names its product homeobox protein EMX1-like. Lineage: Eukaryota; Metazoa; Chordata; Actinopteri; Syngnathiformes; Syngnathidae. Gene Ontology annotation, biological process: regulation of transcription by RNA polymerase II; neuron differentiation; brain development. Gene Ontology annotation, molecular function: RNA polymerase II cis-regulatory region sequence-specific DNA binding; DNA-binding transcription factor activity, RNA polymerase II-specific. Gene Ontology annotation, cellular component: nucleus. The record is from RefSeq and is a predicted model, not a curated record.